Tribolium castaneum (red flour beetle) is the source of this 2236-nucleotide messenger RNA. RefSeq names its product Intraflagellar transport 54 (gene IFT54). Lineage: Eukaryota; Metazoa; Arthropoda; Insecta; Coleoptera; Tenebrionidae. The coding region runs from base 302 to 1987 and encodes 561 amino acids. Gene Ontology annotation, molecular function: microtubule binding. Gene Ontology annotation, biological process: cilium assembly; regulation of microtubule cytoskeleton organization; intraciliary transport. The record is from RefSeq and is a predicted model, not a curated record. The transcript is spliced from 4 exons. Gene Ontology annotation, cellular component: axoneme; ciliary basal body; centrosome.
AGACAUUUAUCGUAAUGUAAUGACUGGUAAUGAGGUAAAAAUGGAUUGUUUCAUUUUGUGCAAUAAUUGUUACCAUGACAACGCAAUGUGGCAAAAAAUACAUUUAUGUAAAAUAAAAAAUAGUCGAGAAAUUAAACAAUUUCGCAAAAUGAUUAGAUUUUGUGAUUAUUUCUUAUUUGUAAAAAAUGCGAUUUAUUAAUAAAUUAUUAAACUUGGCGUGAUGUGUUGAAAGCGUUGGCUUGGCAACCCCCUGUCAACAGUGCCACAUGAUGACUUUUGAGGUGGAAUAGUUUAGCGUAAAAUGCCUGAAGAGAUAAAACAAGAAGUGGUGCUAAAAACCCAAAAAUAUUUAGGAAAAUAUGUGAAAAAGCCCCCACUCAGUGAAAAGUUACUCAAAAAACCGCCUUUUAGGUUUUUACACGAUAUUAUUAAGACAGUUAUAAAAGAAACUGGGUUUUUGAAAGGGCUCUUCACUGAAGAAGAAUUAAAUUCCGAAAAUGUGAAAGAAAAGGAAGCCAAAGUGGCUUUUCUCACUAAAUUAAUCGAUGCCGUUAAAGCAAUAACAAACACAGAUUUGGCUGUUCGUCCCAGUAAAAUCGUCGCGGGGCUUGAACCUACCGAAACUAACAUUUUGCUUCAAACUAUAGGAAAAGCAAUAGAGAAAAAAGUUGAUAGUUCAGAGUACGUAAAACAGUUACAAUCAGGUGAAAUAAUAAAUGAUAAGACGCGAAAAUCAAAAAGACCCUCAGAUAAGAAUGAAAAAAUUAAGAAGACGACUUCGAAAACGGUAAUAAAUAACGAGGAGAAAGUUCGAAGUACUCCAAAAGUCAAAGAAAAACAUAGCAAUGAAACCCCAAAAUCAACGGACAGAGAAAAAUCUAAACCAAAACGGACAUCAAAAGAAAGCAGAAGUAAACCAGCAUCAGACGAUGGGAAAGCAAAGAGUAAAGAGAAGCCGAAAAAGACUAAAGACACGACAAAAGAAACUAGUCAGAAACCAAGUAAAGAAAGUACCGAAAUCCCAACAACCACUGCUGAAAUUAUCUCCCCUGUUGAUAACAUUGACGAAAAACAAAAUUUAACCGAAACACCUGAAAGUUCAGUUCCUGAAACUGUCAAUACUAACUUAUCGGUACCUGAUGAAGAAUCUAUAAAAACUAUCAUUCCUCAAAUCACCGAAACACCCGAAGCCACUGAGCCACGAAAACGUAGCGCUUCGGCCUCGCGUCCCAAAUCAGCUCGUCCUAAAAGCGGCGAUCUUAAAGAAAAAACAACCCAGGAUGAAGUUAAAGAAACUAAGACGAUUCAAAGUCGGCCCAAAAGCUCGUUAAGGCCUCCAAGUGUUAGACCUUCAAGUGCUCGGCCUGGGGCACCUCGUCUGCGACCUGAUUCUGCACUUCCCAUCAAGGAAGUUGUUCCCAUGGGCAAAAUUAAUGUAAUUGUUGAAAGUUUUGACAAGGAUGGAGACGAAGAGGAGACGGUGAUUAUUCAAAGCAAUUCGGAAGCUGUGGAAGAACAAGUCGAAAGUACCGUGGAAGUUUCGGGGGGUAAUCAAGGACAUCUCGUUGAGCAAAUUUUGGAACAGAUUAAUGAAAGUGAUGUUAAAGUUAAUGCAGCUAAAAAUGAUGACGAUUGGCAGAAAGAUGUUUUUCAAGGAAAAGAUGCUACAACUAAGGAAACGAACAAUUUAAAAUCGUUGAUUCAGACGCUGACAAAGACAGCAAAUCCGUUAGGAAAACUAUUAAAUUAUCUUCAUGAAGAUAUCGAUGCAAUGCAAGCUGAACUCGAAAUGUGGACAAAUACGAAGCGUCAGUUGUUUGCUGAAAUUGCGAAACAGAAAAAAAUAAGUCUGGAAAUGAAUAAACCUCUGAUAUCACAACUUGAGCACUUAAAUCAAGAGAUCACGAAAAUGGAAGAAGAAAUUGCAAGUACCAGAAGCAAUAUCUUGCGAAAUGACCGCAAAAUAAAGGAACUUUUAGCAAAAUAAAAUAAGGUUUAAUUACGUUAUGUGCAAUUUUGUUGACUUUAUCUUUGACACAGUUAGGUCACGUUUACUUUCUUCGCAAAAUAAGUAUGGACAAAAAUAAUUUCGAAACUGUAUUGUUAUAAAAUUUACAAUGUUAUUACAAAACUGGCCCAAUCUGUAAUGUUAUUAAUAGUUUUAUAUUAAGUAAAAUUAUAAUAAAAAGCAAUGCGUUUUUAAACUAAGCCAAUAAGGAUAGGUGGAGAAAAAUAA